This is a messenger RNA of Tetrahymena thermophila SB210, 504 nucleotides long. Its product is annotated as kazal-type proteinase inhibitor 1. The transcript has 2 exons. The record is from RefSeq and is a predicted model, not a curated record. Lineage: Eukaryota; Ciliophora; Oligohymenophorea; Hymenostomatida; Tetrahymenidae.
AUGAAAUAAAUUAAAGGUUUUUAUGUUUAUGUAGUUUUGAUUAGCAUAAUAAAGUAUGGCUAUUCAAACACUUUUUCAUGUUAAAUUCUAAAUGAAGAUGAAGUCUAAGAAUGUCCUUUAAUUAAUGAGCCAGUAUGUGCUGUAAUUAAAAAAGAUGUACUCAAAUGUGAUUAAGAGCAGUGCAGAUUGACUUACUAAAAUAAGUGCGAGGCCUGUAAAAAUAGUAAAAUAUUAGACUUUGUUAUCGAAGGUCCAUGCGAAGAUUAUCCUAAGUAGGCAGUUUUUUGUAGCCUACAUAGGAACGAGUAGACUUGUGAUAGUUUAAAUACAAGAAAAAAAAAUAGAAAUAAGAAAGUAUGUGGAUUUUAUAAUUUGAACACUAAAUGUAAUUUGAAUCCUUGCUUUGAAGUCUAUCCUUCACGUUGUUAAGCAUGCAACAACGAAUUGGUAGAUUUUUAUCUUGAAGGUCCAUGUCCAGUCAUGACAUCUUUAUAAUUUAAUUGA